Molecule: messenger RNA, 2568 nt
Organism: Episyrphus balteatus (marmalade hoverfly)
Lineage: Eukaryota; Metazoa; Arthropoda; Insecta; Diptera; Syrphidae
Product: neprilysin-4-like
Exons: 2
Coding region: 249-2474 (741 amino acids)
Biological process (GO): protein processing
Cellular component (GO): plasma membrane
Molecular function (GO): metalloendopeptidase activity
Source: RefSeq, a predicted model, not a curated record
AAUGAUAGUCAAUUGCGGCGCCUCGUACAGAGAAGACUAUAGAGAAUUUAUACUUUGUAACAAUAAUAAUAAUAAUAAUUAUAGAAUUCUUUUUGGCGAUUAUCAUAAAUUCACCCCAAAAUAAAACAAUGUCUAGUACGAGUAUACAAAUUUAAUUGUUCUUAAAAAUAUAAUUAAAUUCGAAAUAAAUUCGAAGAUCGCGUGUCAAUAGUUCUUUGCGAUUUAAAAAAUAAAUAAACUGUCUUCAAAUGAAGAUCACUGGCACGAAAAUUUGUAUACUGUUGACAGUAAUUUCGGUUAUUUUGGCAGCAGUCAUACUCAUUUUGACAAAUUUCGGUCAAUCUUUUCUUCUUCACGGAAAUGAGACCAAAAGGCCUGAUCUUAUGUCUGAUGCACCAAGUGCAUCGAACUCAUCACCUUGGAGGCACAACAUCAGUCGCGAUGCUAUUCGUGCCAAACAAUCGGAGGUAAUGCAAAGCUUUAUCAACGAGUCGGUUGAUCCAUGUGAUGACUUUUAUGAAUAUGCAUGUGGCAACUGGGAGAAGCAUAAUCCGAUUCCCAAUGACAAAUGGCAGUAUUCAACCAUUCAAUUAUUACAUCACAAUCUUGAGAAUGAACUGCGGGAACUCCUAAUGGAACCAAUUAGUCAUGAGAAGCCGCCAAGUGCCAUGGACAAAGCAAAGAUGUAUUAUAAAAAUUGUGUUGAUAAAGAGGCAACUGCCAAACGAGGAGUUGAACCACUUUUGAAGUUUGUCAAGGAUUUAGGUGGAUGGCCAGUGUUGGAUGAGAAUUGGAAUGAGAAUGAAUUCGAUUGGAUUCAAUUGGCAAUCAAUUCAUCGUACAUCGGGAAUGGUGUAAUAAUUGCUUAUGAAGUUGAAAAGAAUCCAACGAUUUCAACGGAAUACACGAUUUUUAUGGAACAGACGACAUUGGGAAUGACAAAUCGUGAUAAUUUCUUGAAACCGGAAAACUCAAAGAACCUUGAAGCUUACAGAAACUUAAUUGAAAGAGUCCUCCUCAUGCUCGACGUUAACGCUCAAAAAGCUAAAAAUGUUUCCCAUGAAAUAGUCAACUUUGAAAUCCUCCUAGCAAAUGCAACAGUUCCUCCUGAAUCCACAAAAACACUACCAUACUUUCAACCACCACUAUCUUUACUAAAAAGUGCCUAUGCAUAUCUUGAUUGGAAUCGAUACAUUGCUGGAAUACAACAAAAACAUUCAUCAGAAAUUAAUGAAAAUCAAACAGUUCUAAUGCAACUUGGUGUACAAUAUUAUGAAAAUCUUUAUUACGUUCUAUUACAAACUGAAAACGUUACAAUGGCCAAUUACAUGAUUUGGCGAUCUGUUCUGUUCGUAAUGAUAUCGCUUGAUGAUAACUUCCGUGGAGCAUGGGAUGAUUUUAACACUGCCGUUACAGGGCAAGUUGAACCGAAUCCUUUGUGGAAGAUAUGUGUCAAUCAAGUUAAUUGGAACAUGGGAAUGGCAACAUCCGGAAUGUUUAUUCGGAAGUAUUUUGAUGAGUCAAGUAAAAAUGAAACAAUCAAAAUUAUCAACUCAUUGAAGGAGACUUUUGAUGAGAAUCUUAGUGAGUUAGAAUGGAUUGAUGAUGGUACAAAAUCAUAUGCGAGUAAAAAGGCCAAUGCAAUGCGGAUUGCUGCCGGUUAUCCGGAUUAUAUUCGAUCUGAGAAAAUUCUAAACAAACUAUAUCAAGAUAUUGAAAUUAUGGAAGGAAAACAUUUUGAAAACUGUUUAUCCUUGACAAAGCACACUCGACAAAAGAGUCGAGAUCGUCUUUUCAAACCAUUUGACAAGGAUCACUGGUUCUUACCACCAACGAUGGUCAAUGCACUCUACGAUACUGGAGCUAACCGGAUUAUCAUUUUAGCCGGUUUACUGCAACCUCCAGUCUUCCACAAAUACUUUCCACAAUCUUUAAACUACGGUGCCAUGGGUAUGUUCAUGGGUCACGAGCUAAUUCAUGGCUUUGAUGACAUUGGUCGGAAGUUCGAUGUUGUUGGAAACUCACUUAAAUGGUGGAGCAACGAGUCAAUUGCACAUUUUGAAGAAAGACAGAAAUGUUUCUUGGAACAAUAUGAAGUCUAUGCAAAGAAAGAUCAAACUUUUAAAAGUAUUGCAACUUUGAGUGAAAAUCUAGCUGAUAAUGGUGGACUAAGGCUAGCUUUUAAAGCUUAUAAAAAAUGGCAAAUGACAAAUAAUAACUCAAAAUCUAUUGAGGAUGAAACUUUUCCAAAAAUGAAAUUCAAUGAAGAACAAUUGUUCUUUUUGAGUUUUGCACAAUUAUUUUGCUCAGCAUUGAGACCCGAAGCCUUAGUGGAAUCACGAAGCUAUGAAGCUCAUAGUCCAAGGAAAUAUCGGGUAUUGGGGGCUUUGACAAAUUUUGAUGAAUUUUCCAAAGCUUAUGGAUGCCCUUUGAAUAGUACGAUGAAUCCGGUUAAGAAAUGUCGUUUAUGGUAAGGAGAGCGAGCUUAUUUACAUAAUCUCGAUAGAACUUAUUUAUGUUAAGAUUCGAUUUUGUACAGUUUUAUAAAUAAAUUAGAGUUAUUAUGAA